AUGCCAGCACAGCGCACGUUAUCUGUUUCGCGUGUCGAUCCGCAUUCGCGGACACCUUCACCAGAUUUAGGACGAAGAGGAACGCUUGAAGAGAUACAACCUUAUUCGCCGCCGGCAAGCCCAUCGAGCCCUGUUCCGGAAAAAUCUUCUUGGAGCUUAUUAAAAAAGCUUUUUAAAGAAAACAAAACUGGAAAUAACAAACCUAAAGAAGUCGAUGAUAUUGAGACAAGUGGGAAAAAAUCAAGACGAUUUUCUAUUGAUCACACGCGCGAUCUUAUCGUGUGUGAAAGUCCAAAGUUAUCGAGACGACGCGAUUCGUGCGUUGAAAGUCCGAAACUCACACGAAAACGCGAUUCGAAUAAAUCAACGAUUAAUCGGCAACGAAAAACUUCUUUGGGAGCAACAACAUCGAAAUCAAUGAGAAAGUUUUCAACCGCUAACACGCAAGAAAAUCUACUGCAUUUCGCAGUAUUGGAGAAGGAUAUAAUAACUUUAACAAAAAUACUCGACGCAAACAAAGUAGACAUUAACUUUAUGCGUCCUCCAGGAUUAUCCGCUUUGCACCAAGCUUGUGUUACUGGUGAUGUUAAAGUUAUAAAACUUUUAACACAACAUGGUGCAGACUUAAACUUAAAGACAUGGUCUGGAUUAUCACCCUUACAAAUAGCUACCUUAUUUGGUCAUUUUGAAGCAGCUCAACUUCUUAUUCAAGAAGGAGCCAACUCGAUAGAUGUACAAAAUGGAUUCACUCACGACUUGAAGUUGAUGUCGACUGUACUGGUCCGUUAA
Messenger RNA from Hydractinia symbiolongicarpus, 789 nucleotides. RefSeq lists its product as uncharacterized. Gene Ontology annotation, molecular function: protein binding. Lineage: Eukaryota; Metazoa; Cnidaria; Hydrozoa; Anthoathecata; Hydractiniidae. The transcript has a single exon. Bases 1 to 789 code for a protein of 262 amino acids. The record is from RefSeq and is a predicted model, not a curated record.